Molecule: messenger RNA, 3162 nt
Organism: Spirometra erinaceieuropaei
Lineage: Eukaryota; Metazoa; Platyhelminthes; Cestoda; Diphyllobothriidea; Diphyllobothriidae
Source: the annotation of a GenBank genome assembly
AUGCGGUGUACGGAUGGUUUACCGGACAAAAAAGCAACAGGCCUGACACCGGUGGGUAAGUUGGUCUUCGCUGAUUGGCUCUAGUUUGUGCUUUUGCUCCUUUAUAUCAUUCUGACAGUGAGGUAAGUCGUUUACUCUGGUCAAAACACUUCAGACAGUGCGGCCUUACCAAACGCAUCUGCCUGACCCUUAAUUACUAAGAACGGUCAUAUGUUAACGCUCCCUCUACUAGAAAACGAGUAACUAAUUUUUAAAGUAGCGCAAUUUCUCAGGCGGUGUAGUUAGGCUUCAUGCAUACCGGAGAAGAGGGAGAAGGUUUCAUAGAUGAAAGCAUAUGUGUAAAUCGGUAGCGUCGAUCGCAUUAUUUGAUAUUAAAACUUUACUAACCGUCUACUCAUAGCUGAAGUCUGCAUAAAAAUUUAUGGGACCAUUCUGUAACAACUGUUAUGUUGCGUAAAUUUUGUGAAGAUUAUAUCCUGUACUCUUCUGCCAAGAGAUGGUGAGUAAAAUACUAGAUAAAAGAAGGAAACGAUAAAUUUAUGCUUACAUUCACCAAAAUUAGUCUUGCAAUGCUGACGCGUACGUUAAUUAUUUAAAUAGACUUCAUUCGGCGUUUCAACGCCGUUAUGUUUCUCGCAUCAUCCGACGUCCAGAAGGCGUAUGUAAAACAAUAAUACCGUCCAGAGUGUUCAGUUCCAAGACUCUAGGCUGUAUGACUAGUACUCAUUCUUUUACCUUUAAGCCCCCGUGGUUGCUGUAAAAUUAGAAUUAUUGCCCAUAAUAAUUUGCAUAGGCCGCAUUGCACCCUAACAGUUCAUUUGAAAAUCCCUCAGCCGAAUAAGUUCCAUGACGCAGAAUAUAGCGCCAAACUCGACAGAUGGGGAAGGGGAAUACAAGCAAGAGUAUUCGCGUCAGAUUGCCGAGACUGCAAACUAACAGAUGACAACGCCAGUCAACCCUUCGCUUCCACUUCUGCCGCUAAUUCACACCUUGUCAGCCCCAACCAGAAUUAAUUCUCCACGUGCACCAUAUAACAUUCCGUUCGACCACUUUUCUGGCCGCCACAAUUUAUACGUGCACACUCGGGAACGGUAGAAAUCGGUCGCUCUGUAAAGGUCGCCCUCCGAUGCAAAUGUACCAGUCAGGUCGCUGACCUUUUCAGACGUCAACAAAUGUACUAAAUGGGCGUAAGGCAAAGUUGUUACGGACAGAGUUUGGAUGCUGCUGAUUCACUCUGAGGGGGGGGGUAGAGGGGGGAGUACGCAAAGGUAAGAAAAACAACAAUUUGAUAACUGGACGAAUGUGAAUUUGCCAAAGGCGUGCAAAGUACACGUUUGGCCAUUGGGGAGACAGGAUUGGUCAGUUUAGGGCAGUUGCGGAUGGUGUUAAUAUCUUCCCGCCACUACUACCACUGCUGACGAUGACGGAGAUUUUAUUUGCAAAGAUAGCGACGCCCACAGUACCGACGGUAGUUGUAAAAAUGAGAAAAAGAAGAAGAAGAAUAAGAUGACGCUGACAAUGGUGAUGAUGGUGAUGAUGAUGAUGAUGAUGAUGAUGAUGAUGAUGAUGAUGAUGAUGAUGAUGAUGAUGAUGAUGAUGAUGAUGAUGAUGAUGAUGAUGAUGAUGAUGAUGAUGAUGAUGAUGAUGAUGAUGAUGAUGAUGAUGAUGAUGCUGUCACGUUAAUACCAACCGUCAUAAUCUUGACAACUUGCCUGCGAUGUCAAUUUGGAUGAAGUUGAGGACGAAGACUAAGGUGUUAUUGAUUAUGCUCGCAAUAAUUUUGGCGAUGAGUCCAUCAUUAAUUUUUGUGCUGUUGAUAAUGAGGAAGAUACUACUGAAAAUUAUAAUUGGGAAGAGCAUUUGGCAAGCAUACGCGUGCUUUCGAUAAAUUCUCAUCAGGCUUGUACAUGUAUAUGGGGACGAGGUACAAACUGAAACGUGUGAGCGAUAAGAGCACUCGAUUACGGUUCGUCUUUUUAUGCAAACGGGGUAUGUGAAUAGAGGGGGGGGAGGAGGCAGUGAAAGUGAGUGUUAAAUAGAGUCGUGUCACAAGGGGGAGGGAGAAGGGACGGAGCGCGGAGAAGUGCGUACAGUUAAUCGAUCCAGGCCCAGAGCAGACGCGGAGCGUGCAAGAGGUUCUUCUGCGCACUAAUGGCGUUGGUGAGGAUAAUGGUGAUAAUCAUAAUGGCCCUGAUGCUAUCGGUGGUGGGAAUGCUCGGGUCCCUAUUAAUAACGGCAGUCGUACUGACGAUGUCGAUCGAUGUGAGGACAGCCGUGUUGGUGGUGGUGGUGGUGAUGAUGGUGGUGGUGCUGUAAGUAUUGCAUAAUGACGAAAAUGAUUGUAUUCAUUCUGACUAACUUUGUCAUAGCCGAUAGGAUAAGAUGACUACAGCGAUGGUACCUAUAAAGAUGAUGAUUAUGACACUGAUGUCAACGCAGUAGUAGAAGUAGUAGUAUUAGCUCCAGCAGUCCUCCUCCCCCUUCUCCUCCUCCUCCCCCUCCGCCUCCUCCUCCUCCUCCACCACCGCUGCCCCAACGGCGGCCGCUCAGGCAGCCGUCUCGCACAUCACCAACCGCGACACAACAACCGGCACAACCCCCGCCUCUCCCGACUCCAGCAAUGAGAAUCAGGACUACACCUGCCCUCACUGCGAUCGCAUCUUCACCUCACGUAUCGGCCUGGUCGGUCACUUGCGAAUUCAUCGCACAGAGACCGGCGAACCAGUGCCUGGAGCACCAACCUACACCCACCGCACUCGCCUCCACUGCCCACACUGCCCUCGCACCUUCACGCAUCGCAUGGGUCUAUUCGGCCACAUGCGCAUCCAUGAGAGCGAAAUUUACCACAAUUCCGACACGCCAACCACGCCCAUCAUGCCCAGCACCACCCGCGCACCGUCCAUCUGCGCCACCACCAACGCCUCCUUUGUAGCUGAUUCUGACACCGCCGACUUCACAUGCCCACACUGUCCACGCAUAUUCACCUCUCGCAUCGGCCUGGUCGGUCACUUGCGAAUCCAUCGCACAGAGACCGGAGAACCAGUGCCUGGAGCACCAACCUACACUCACCAAGGUCGUCUCAACUGCCCACACUGUCCUCGCACUUUCAGGCACCGCAUGGGCCUAUUCGGCCAUAUGCGCAUCCACGACGACCUGCGGUAG